Messenger RNA from Penicillium diatomitis, 342 nucleotides. Its product is annotated as ubiquitin-related modifier 1. The transcript has 3 exons. Gene Ontology annotation, cellular component: nucleus; cytoplasm. Bases 1 to 342 code for a protein of 113 amino acids. Gene Ontology annotation, biological process: protein urmylation; tRNA thio-modification. Gene Ontology annotation, molecular function: protein tag activity. NCBI's taxonomy places the organism in Eukaryota, Fungi, Ascomycota, Eurotiomycetes, Eurotiales, Aspergillaceae. The record is from RefSeq and is a predicted model, not a curated record.
AUGUCGCAAUCUGCUUCAGUGGGCGAAUGCCCUCAUAUUCCUAUCACAGUCGAGUUCACUGGCGGACUCGAACUACUCUUUGGCAACGUACGCAAGCACAAGAUCUCCGUACCGUCGCGUAUGAGUGAUGGAAGUCCCACAAAUAUUUCAUAUUUGCUUCCAUACCUCGUCGACAACCUCAUGCAGGAUCAACGGAAGGAGAUGUUCAUCAUGGAGGAUAACGUUCGACCAGGCAUUCUCGUCUUGAUCAACGAUGCCGAUUGGGAACUCGAGGGUGAAGAGAAAUACGAACUGCAACCGGGCGAUAAUAUUGUGUUCGUUUCAACGCUACACGGAGGCUAA